Molecule: messenger RNA, 3091 nt
Organism: Coturnix japonica (Japanese quail)
Lineage: Eukaryota; Metazoa; Chordata; Aves; Galliformes; Phasianidae
Gene: TMEM114
Product: transmembrane protein 114
Cellular component (GO): apical plasma membrane
Source: RefSeq, a predicted model, not a curated record
CAUCAACACUGCGGGCAGCACCCGGACAGCACAUAGCACAACUGAGAUACCGCUCGUGGUUUGGUACAAUAACAGAGGGGCAACAGGCCCAGCACUGCAAGAAAGAUGGUAUAAUGGGAUUUUUACUUUGGUUAUACUCACAGGGAAAAGCCGUCACCUUUCUCUACUGACCUUUCAUCUCAUUAAGCAACGUGAAAAACAGAGAAAAAUGUAUCUUCAUGCAAAAUGUACCUUCAUGCUCCUGCAUUAUGAAAUAAGUGACCUAAAAGGACCAAACUCAAGCAAAAAAACAGACUUUCAUAAAGACAACCAGAUGCUUCUAAUGUGACGAACACACUCCCACGAGUCCCAGGCUGGAACAUUUCACCAUGACAUUCUCACAAUGCUGAGGAAUCCAGCAGGAACAAGAACGUCAGUGGCAGCGCACAUAUGGGGAAGCUUGUCUCACCAGCAAGAAAACCGAAUUAAAGGCACCGACAGCAUUGCAGAGCUGAACCCACACUGACUGCUUUUUCAUUAACUAUUUUGUGCUUGUUUAUCGGAAACAUUCACACUCUGAUUAUAGAAUUUUUCUUCUCCAGAAGAGAGCAGACAAUGACUGUGUAAUGACUGGGCGUUACUUAGCGUUCCCCUGGGGAGCCUGGGAUGAGAUCUGAGCAAGCAAACAGAAUGAGACUCCCUAUGGAGCGCCCAUGCGAACCGCCCGGGAGCUGCGCUGCUGCCUGCGGGCAUCGCUUCAUCCCGCACCACCCUUCCCAUCAGUGUGCAUCUCCUACCGCGGUCCAGCAUGAGGGUGAGCCUGAGUGUCUUGUCGCUGCUUGUGGCUCUGGUGGGAGCCUCCAGCUUCGUUUUCCUCGUGGUGGCCAUCGCGACGGACUUCUGGUACAUCAUCGAUGCCUCCCGCCUGGAGACGGCCGCCAAUGGCACUGCCGCGCUCAGCUCGCACUCGGGGCUCUGGCGGACCUGCCGGCUUAGGAGCAAGUGCUACCCUUUGAUCAACCCCUUCUGGCAUGAGAACUCAAACAUCACCGACUCACACCGACAGCUCUUAUACAUGCAUGGGACAUUUGUCAUCCUGAUGCCUCUCAGCCUGAUACUGAUGAUUUUUGGAGCUAUGACUGGAUUUAUCAGUAUUCUUGCCAGGGCAUAUCUACUGCUUCUAAUGACGGGUCUGCUUUUCCUUUUUGGAGCUCUGGUUACGCUUACCGGGAUUGGUGUCUACAUUGCAUAUUCAGCUGCUGCCUUUGAAGAAGCUGUCUGCCUCCUGAGGAGUAAGGAUGUCCUGGUAGAAAUUGACAUCAGGUUUGGCUGGUCUCUGGCACUGGUCUGGAUCUCUUUUGUCGCAGAAGUGAUCACUGGGGCUGUGUUUCUCCUGGCAGCAAGAGUUGUUGGCCUGAAACGGCAGCGUGAACAGGAGUUAUGAACAGCAGGUAUCAUUGCAACAACAGAAAACUCUGAAGCGUGGAUUCCUUGGUCAGUCUGGUCACUAGGGGGAAUAAAAGUGGCAAGACUGAUUGACUAACUUCCAGCUGCCAUAAACUCUUCUCAGUAUUGUCUACAAAAUACAAAGAUUCUGAUAAAUCAGCUACACAUUACUAGUAUGAUCAAUAAGGAAAUCUUUAUGACUUUAGAAGUACACCUGCUGCACUAUCAAUGUUUCUGAAACAAUUCCAGCUGGCAGCUCAUGCAGCAUCAACACACAUUAUUUAGAAAGACAAUUUUUUUUUGCUUUCUCUUCUUUCUGCUAUCCCUAAACACAAUGUAGGACAGCCUGCAUGGUCCACUUUGCUCUUGGUUUCCCUUUAGACUCCUGAUAUGUAUGCUAGGAUUCCAGUCGCAUUGGCAGCCUCUACCACACAUUAUAUGCGAUGCUUACAUACCUGAAGCCAGGUACCAAGUGUGGGUGCUACAUGUACACAAUUAACACUGCAGAUUUAAUGUGGUUUUGUAGUUCAGAGUAAAAUCAAAUGUAAAAGUCCACAAUAAGAACUUCAGAGUAUUUGGAGAAAUUCAGUACUCAUCUCCAGUGUUAGGGCAUGGUGAGGACAUCCAAUCUGUGUACACCUUCCACACAGAAUCUUCCUUCUCCCUAGUGUCUCCCUGAGGUGGCUAGUCCCUCUCUUCUACUAUCAUAGUGAGUUCUUCGUGACAACACACAAAAAGGUGACAGCUUGAGGAACUGGAAAACCCCAGAAGCCUAUUUUAUGCCAGCUCUGUGUGUUGACAAAUGAAAAACACAGCUUCAUGUUAUCUAUUCAAAAAUCAUUACUUUUAAGCUGAAAACAAAGAAAUUCAUCAUUUCCUAAAACUGAGCUUUGGUGCUGUGAAAGAGAAUAAUAAUAAAAAAUAAAAAAAUGAAGGCCUAGAAACUGUGAAUGACUUCAUCAUACCAGUUAUCCUCCAGACAGCAGUGACUACAGCUGUGAAGCUCUUAAGGGCAGUGUCAUGGCAGCAGGAGAAAGCUACAGCUGCUUCUCUGAAUGUUUUAACAAAAGACCGCAGCCAGCCCACAUCUAUCUGAUGCUCAGGCUACUCAGUCAAAGCUGACUAAACCAGCUCUCUAAGAAGACUAAGGGAAAAUCCUUUAAAGUAAAAAUUCCACAUGCUUAAGUGAGUUCUGUAAAAUGUAAUACUUCAAUGUUUUGGUGCUGGUGAAGUUACUUAAGGUAAUAUGACUCAUAUAAUGUAAGUUAGACGUUACUGUAAGUUGUAAUAGUAACCUAUCAUCCGAGAUCUUAGUGAAUGUUUUUAAAGAUGUGUUGCAGUGCUUUUGAACUGUGUAAGACUAAAUAAAAUGACAUCUUUGAUCCGGGAAAUAUUUGAAAAAGACACAGAAGAAUUAAGAAAUAAUUUUUAAUUCCUGUGGAUCUAUUUGAUAGUUUACAAGAUGUUUUUGAUGUAACUGUGUCGCAUGUCAUAGAUUUAUAAGAUACUUAUGGAGCUACAAUAUACAGUUCAACCUAAUUAGAAAGCCAGUGAACCCAUUAUUGAAUUAAAGCAAUUCUCAUUUCCAUGGCUUUCCUAAAUUCCUCAUUCUGACUUCCUGCAAUAUCUGGCACAAUGGCAAUAAAGAGUAUUUUCUGCUCCUGAA